CUGGGGCAGCUCCUCCGCUUCCCCCAGCACGCAGGGGCAAAAGCCGCGGUGGCCACCGAGGCCACGCGUGGGGCAACCUCGCAGAGCCCAGCGGCCCUUCCCGCAGCGAGGAUGAAGCGGCUGUGCGAGGAGAGCUCGUCCGACACCGAGUCUGACGGUACUAUCGACGUGGGUCGGGAGGAGGAGUACAGCCACGUCUCCAGGUCUGUGUCUCCCACCACGACGUCUCAGAUCCAGGCUCGGAAGAAGCGGAGAGGGAUAAUUGAGAAGCGUCGCCGCGACCGCAUCAACAGCAGCCUCUCGGAGCUGCGGCGCCUGGUGCCCACCGCCUUCGAGAAGCAGGGAUCUUCCAAGCUGGAGAAGGCAGAAAUCCUACAAAUGACAGUAGAUCACUUAAAAAUGCUUCACGCUACCGGAGGAACAGGCUUCCUGGAUGCUCGAGCUCUGGCUGUGGACUACAGGAGCAUCGGCUUCCGCGAGUGUCUCACCGAGGUUGUCAGGUACUUGGGCAUCCUGGAGGGCCAGAACGCCGCCGACCCCAUCCGCCUGCGCCUCCUCUCGCACCUCAACAACUACGUGGCGGAAAUGGAGCCGUCGCCCGCGGCCGCCUCCCUGCUGCCCAUCCACACGUGGCCGUGGUCGUUCCUGCACGGCGCCGCCGGCCCCCUGCACGUGCCCCGGCGCGAGGCCGCUCCCGUUCUCCUGACUGCAUCUUCCCUGGCGUACCCGCGCCCGGCCCCGCGCCCGGCCCCGCCGCGCCGCGGCCCCACCGAGCACCGCGCCUCGCUGCCCGGCAGGAUGGGCUCCUCCGGCCGCAGGGCCCGAGGCUCGGCGCCGCCCGUGCCCAGGAUGCCGUCGCCAGCGGCCGUGUUGCGAGAGGGCUCGUCCAAGGGCAGCCAAAUCGCCGCGUUCCUCUUCUCGCCGGCCCCCGCCGCCGGCCCCGUCCCGCCGGCCUACACGGCGCCUCCUGCCUUGGGCGCUGCCACGCAGGGACCCGGCAUCAGGGUUGGCACAUCCAGGAUCUGCCGCUCCUGGGCGACUGAAAUCGGGGCUUUCUGACCCUGCCCUUCGGAGACAGGAGUUCUACAGCACUCGUUGCCCACGGGCCUAAGAACAAACUGGGCUGAAAAGGCAUCUUUCCUGCUUUGCAGAAGCCAAGGAUCCACAAAGAAAAUUCUCUUCUCCCUCCCUCCGUCUCUCCCUCCUCGUGCUGCCUUCUGUGCCUCACCAGCACACGGCCCCGCCUCGUGAUGCCCACAAAUCACAUCCAACCCCAUGCACUUGUCUGCAGGCGGCUCCACUCAGACCCUGCGGCUGCGAGGGAGGGGGCACAGGCAGACCCCAAUGCAGCUCCUCCUCCAGCAAACCCUCUGCAGAGCCCAGCCUUGCUCUGCUGGAAAGCAGCCAGCCUUGAAAUGCUGUCAGGCCUCCUUGGGGACUCUGAGCUGCCAGACAGAGACUUGCUCCUGCCAGUUCCCUCUGCUGUGUCCCCCAGCUGCAGCACCUCGUUUUGCUGUGGUGGGAGAGAUGCAGCUUCCCUGGUCUCCAGCAAGGCUGCAGCCCGCCCUCGCCAGCUCCCUCAGCAAGCUGCCUGCCUGCUAAUCCCCUUGCUUUCCUCGCUGAAUUACCAGCUUCUUCCCCUUCUGUGCCCUUAAGGUGGAGCGAGGCAGCAGCUUCACAGAGCCCGUUCCCAGUGCCCAGCCCAAGCGCUGGCUCCCUGGGCCUGGGGCUGCUGCAGCCUCUGCCCCACACCAAGGUGUGAGGAGGCCAGACAGGAUUGCAAAGGGAUCCCUGACACGGAGGCAAAGGCUCUCAGAGCCAAAGGGAGAAGAAAAGGCCUUUUCCUCUGCCAGUGUCCCUGCUGGAGCCGUCUCUCCUCCAUCCCUGCUGAACAGCCGUGACUGCAAAAGGAGGGAAUGGGGCAGACCAGGCUGCGCUCCAAGUGCCUCCCUCAUUCUCUCGUAGCCCUGCAUCCCUCACCCUCUUUUCCCACACACAGUGUCUCUUUUCUUCAGCACCAUGUUUUGGUCUCACACUGCUUAUCCCUCUCCCUGGGCCAGGACUAAAACCCACUGAGGUUUCACUGUAGACCUUGGGCAAGGUCUGGCUCUGGUCCCAAGAGCUUUUCCUGCUUUGGCCUGCAUGCCCCUAGAUAACUGACACAGCAGAUAUGCCUCUGCUUCUCCAGCUGUCCUCCCCUUCUCUCUUCCUUGGGCAGAAAGGAACAGAAACUUGAAGCUCUUGAGGUCCCCCUGCUCGUGUGCCACGUCCCUGACUCCCGUGGUGGCCAGGGCAGGGUCUCCCAGUGCCCCCCUUGUCUGAGCAGCCCCUGCUCCCUGUAUCUGUGCCUUGACUCGCUGGGACAGACGUGCACAAUAGCCAGGACCCAGCUGCAUGCCCACCCCAAGGAGCCUCGCCCGUCUCUACAGCACUGUGACACAAGUGUGGAAAGGUCGGUGCAAGGAAAGGUGAGGAAGAGGGAGAAGAUCUCGUUUGAACGGGAGAGGCUUUCUCCAUGCCCCGGGGCCAACGUGCAGCCGGCCAGGCUGUGUGCAGGAGCUGCUCUUUGUGUUCCUGCCCCCUGUGUUGCUGAGGUGUGGACAGGCUGCUGUUUGCACAGCCAGUCCCUCCCAGCUGUUCUGAUGAAAGUCAUCGCACUUCACACAGAGAAACGCCUCCACUGCUUCCCCUCACCCGUGUCCCCAAGUGCCAGAAUCAGCCAGGAACAACAUAUUCCCUUUGGUAAAGUCAGGGGAGGUCCUCAGGGCCCCCGGCUGUUCCUGCAGCUGGUCGGCACGCUCCAGCUCACAGCGAGUAGCCCGGCCUCACUUCACACUGUGCAGAGCUGUUAGAUUCACGAGCUGUGACAUCCAGCAAAGGUGUCAAAUAAAGUCUUUCAAACGCA
This is a messenger RNA of Colius striatus (speckled mousebird), 2905 nucleotides long. RefSeq names its product hes related family bHLH transcription factor with YRPW motif like (gene HEYL). Gene Ontology annotation, biological process: Notch signaling pathway; regulation of neurogenesis; anterior/posterior pattern specification. The transcript is spliced from 5 exons. Bases 112 to 1059 code for a protein of 315 amino acids. Lineage: Eukaryota; Metazoa; Chordata; Aves; Coliiformes; Coliidae. Gene Ontology annotation, cellular component: nucleus. The record is from RefSeq and is a predicted model, not a curated record. Gene Ontology annotation, molecular function: DNA-binding transcription factor activity, RNA polymerase II-specific; protein dimerization activity; RNA polymerase II cis-regulatory region sequence-specific DNA binding.